GGCUCUUUCCUGUGGGAGAAGCUGGAAGUGGAUCUAAAGUUGCCCCGAGGCUCCAACUGCUCUGGGCACUGUCACUGAACAAUGGGAUUGUGGAGGAAGAUUGUCCAGAGUAAGGCCAAGUUCACCUUUUGCCGCUCCUACCAGUUUGCGCUGCUCUUUGCUGCUGCACUCGCGGUGUUUGCCUUUUACUACUUUGGAUCCAACCAUGAAAAUUUUUCCAGCGCUACCAGGCGAAUGAAAGAAAACCAGGUAGGAAAGAGUGUACAGGGCGAUGCUCAGCUGACGGUGAAUCUCAGCGGGAAAAAAGCGGCGGAGCCUCCCGGAAGCGCCCCGUUUGUUAACAGCGAGCCGGGGAAGACCGCCGGGAAAGAGACGGCGCAGUUUCAUGCUCUCAUGAUGUUCACCAAGGUUGACAAAAACUACGGUUUUCAAGAAAAAAUUAUGGUUGCCAUUAAGUCGAUGGUGAAACACGCGAUGUUUAAGGAUAACGAGGUGCUCCAUCUACAUUUUGUUGCUGACAUGCCUAGCAAGAAAAUAGGAGAACCCCUUCUGCAAGAACUGCUGCAAGGCGCUGCCUUCAAGUACCAGGUUAUAUUCCAUGAUGUGGAUGUGCUGACUCAAAAGUUGUUCCCUGUUGUUGAAGGAAUGCAGAAACACUUUAGUGCUGGAUCUGGUGCCUACUACAGUGACUCCAUUUUCUUCUUGUCAGUUGCCAUGCACAGAAUCAUGCCUACAGAAAUGACUCGUAUUGUACAGUUGGACCUGGAUUUGAAAUACAUGUCUAACAUCAGGAGCCUGUUUGGGGAGUUUGAGAAAUUCCAGCCAGGAGCUGUAAUAGGGAUCGCCAGAGAAAUGCAGCCUGUUUACAGGCACACCUUCUGGCAGUACCGCAGAGAAAAUCCCAAAACCAAAGUUGGCGACCCUCCACCAGACGGCCUUCCCGGCUUCAAUAGUGGAGUCAUGCUGCUAAAUUUAGAAGCUAUGCGUCAGUCAGAACUCUAUAACCAACUCCUGAACAUGGAGAAUGUACGGAAACUUGCAGAAAAGUAUCAUUUUAAGGGCCAUCUCGGUGACCAAGAUUUCUUCACAUUGAUUGGAAUGGAGCACAUGGGCCUCUUUCAUGUUCUGGACUGUACAAACAACAAGCAGCUCUGUACCUGGUGGCGGGAUCACGGAUAUGCUGAAAUCUUUGAUCUGUACUUUAAAUGUGAUGGGCAAGUAAAAAUUUACCAUGGCAACUGUAACACACCAAUCCCGGAUGACUAAGUAUUAGAAACGUUUGAAAGUGUUUGCCGAUGCCUUACAAUGCACAAUAUUUUCUAUUGUUGGAAAAAUCUGUUCAUAUGACUUGAAACACUUUUCAUUUUACCCAUUUUAAAAUUUCUAUUUUAUCCAUUCCAUUUGUUCUACCUCCUUUCUGAUCAAAUUGCAGGCUCUCAUUUUGUGUGAAUGAUGAUCACUGAAAUAAAAAACCUAUGAAAUUAAGACAGUAAAAUCUAAUAAAUCCUAGAAAGCUGGAAUGAUCAAAAAGUGUCAUAUUAAACUUAUUGGUAUUUUCCACUUGCACAUACUUGCUCUUUAUACAAAUUGAAAUUUUCUUUAUUUGAUUGCCUGAUGUUUAUAUUUUCCCAAUCUCUUGUGAGGACACUGUUUGGUGCUUCUCUGUGAUGGUCCAGUUUGCUGCGGGAGGAAUUACUGGUGUAGAUCCACUUUUCCCCCAUUCUUUAUGCAGCACUGUACAAAUAUAUUUUAAACACUUGUGUACUGAUGACUGAUUUGUAUCAAAUUGUAUCUGUUCUUUAAAUCAUUGCAUGUCCUGCACAGAGCAAUUUUCUUUCACUUGGUUGCUUCUUAUGAAACUUGCACCAUGUUAAAUUAAUUCUAAAUAAAGCACCUGAAAGCCUCUACCCUUCA
Molecule: messenger RNA, 1914 nt
Organism: Carcharodon carcharias (great white shark)
Lineage: Eukaryota; Metazoa; Chordata; Chondrichthyes; Lamniformes; Lamnidae
Gene: xxylt1
Product: xyloside xylosyltransferase 1
Exons: 4
Coding region: 82-1266 (394 amino acids)
Molecular function (GO): UDP-xylosyltransferase activity
Source: RefSeq, a predicted model, not a curated record